Messenger RNA from Phytophthora nicotianae INRA-310, 445 nucleotides. RefSeq lists its product as hypothetical. NCBI's taxonomy places the organism in Eukaryota, Oomycota, Peronosporomycetes, Peronosporales, Peronosporaceae. The record is from RefSeq and is a predicted model, not a curated record. The transcript has a single exon. The coding region runs from base 1 to 324 and encodes 107 amino acids.
AUGCGCAGUCUAUUCUACAUCGCUCUUGUCUUUGCUGCUUGGGCUCACAGCAGCGCCGCCACAGCGUUCCCUCAUCCCAACGAGUCUGGGCUAUUGUCGCAGAUAUCUCCUGACUCUGCGGCCCAGGCCAAGAGAUCCCUUCGAGUCGCUGGCCAAGAAGUUGUCCAGAGCACGGGGAACGGGUACGGUGGGGUCUUCAAGUCAGCAGGCACGAGUGUCAACAAAAUCAUCCCAAGGCCAGAUUCUGCGGACAUUAAAAAACUCGUCGAAAAGGCCAACUUGGUCCGAUUGAUCAAAAAUGCUGCGAAUAAAAGUAACAAGUAAAAGGUGGUUCAGCUCUCAAGUCCUCGCGUCGUAUAGAAGCCCGGGAAAGUAGCCUCAGCUGCAAAGAGAGAGUCUGAAGCUACCCUCUGACAGUGCGAAAAAGUCAUGACGAGGUCAUUCU